Molecule: messenger RNA, 3359 nt
Organism: Gorilla gorilla gorilla (western lowland gorilla)
Lineage: Eukaryota; Metazoa; Chordata; Mammalia; Primates; Hominidae
Gene: C6H7orf25
Product: chromosome 6 C7orf25 homolog
Exons: 2
Coding region: 1558-2997 (479 amino acids)
Source: RefSeq, a predicted model, not a curated record
AUUUUCUCUUCAUUUUGUUUUUGUUUCUAAACUCCUGUUAAUCGGAUACUGGAUCCUUUUGUUUUUGCUCAAUUUUUCAUCUAUUUCUACUUUCUAAGUUUUUCCAACUCAUUGAUGUUUUGAAAUUUGGGAUAUCAUUUUUACUACAGAAGAACCAUUUCCUGUGCUCUGCUGUCUCCUUAAAAAAAAGAAGUCCUCUUGUUUCAUAGCUGAAAUAUCUUUUAUUUGAAGAUGCUAGUUAUAGAAUACUUUUUGAGACCAUUUUGUUCUGUUUUCCAUUUCCUUCAAAUAACAAAAACGUUGGGAAAUGCUGUGUUUGUGAGGCUCACACUAGGGGAUGCUGAAUGUUGGUAUUGCCGAGCCAUUUCUCUAGGGUCUUUUGUCUACUCAUUUCUUCAGAGAAAAACAGGGUUAUGGGGAGAUAGUGGUAGGGAGCAGUAGAGGGGUGCCUGCAUUAUGGGAGGGGCAGAGAAGGGGGCUGCUAGCAUUGCAUUAUUCAGUAGGAAAACAUCAUGGCACCUCUCAUCCUUUGUUAGGCUUUGUGUCUGGAAUCCCUCUGAUGCCCUGUCUUUAGCAUCUUAAACUAGUCUUCUGCCUGAACAAUUUACUGCCCUCCCUUCUACCUUCAAGGCACCUGAAGCUUUCUGGGGUUCUGCUUUGUGAAUCAGUGGCUAAAUAUCCCCUUCUACAAGCAGUUUGCUCAGUUCUCCUGACACCUUCAUCUGCAAAGAGGGUGGUUGGGUUCAGGUAACCUCCCUAUGGCUCACUUAUCUGUAAAGCAUACUUAAUAUCUACCUUUUAGGUUGUUUAAAGGAGUGAACAAUGUAAAACACUUAGAACAAUGUCUGUCACGCUGUAAGGACUGAAUAAGUUAUUGCUCUUGUCCUCCAAAAAUGUGUUGGUAUAACCGGUCUGCAGUCAUCUCUUCUCUUGUUCUUUUUGCCUUUGUGAGUUUGUUCCCUUUGUCAUUGCUUUACUGUUAUUUAAGGUUUGGAGAAGGAGCAGGAUACACAGGAUUAAUUAUAACUGGAAGUCCUCUUUAAUAUUUUAAAUUAGCUUUACUUUCUUACAGCCUUAAUCUUUCUGGGUGACUCUGGACACUCUACUAGACUAAUAUGAAUAUGGCAGCCCCUCGGAAGCCAUGCAAUCAUUUCUUCUCUUCAGAAGGACAGCACACUUUCUUUGGAGGGCCCAGGACAAUGCAGUGGAAAGUGCUUUGGCUUGGAGGCAGAGGUCCCAGAGGCAGUACUUCUCAGCUGUCACCUCUGACAAGCUUCUCCAGCGUUUCUUCUGUUAAAAUGAGCCCCCAAAAUGCCUACGACCCGGUUGCGAUCGAGUGGCCGACGCCCCCAGUGGGAGUGAGGCCCAGCACGCGAGCUCGGUCCCUCUUCCUGGAGCCAGGUGGGUGCGCGCUUUCAGGCUCACCCGGCGGCGCAAGCGGGAGAAGCCAGGUGCCCUCAAUAAACAUGGCCGCCGCGCCAGCGUCAACCCGGCUCGGGAGGCCGCGCUGCCGCUUGGGAAUCGCAGGUUUGGCGUCACCCGGCCCGGAACCACGUGAUGCAGGAGGUGCCCGAGGCGGCGGGGCUCGCGCGGGUGGAGCCGCCUCGGCGUUCGAGCGGGGUGGGGGCUGCCCGGUUGAGAUUUCCCGGCGGGUCCCGGCCUCUGCGUGCACGCGCCUGCGUGCUCGCGCUCGCGGUUCUGGCGCUGCCGGAAAGGAAUAAUGCUGACAGCAUGUCUGCACAUUCCAUGCUCUGUGAACGAAUCGCCAUAGCCAAGGAACUGAUCAAGAGAGCAGAAUCACUUUCUAGAUCAAGAAAAGGUGGCAUAGAAGGUGGUGCAAAGCUGUGCAGCAAAUUGAAGGCAGAAUUAAAAUUCUUGCAGAAAGUAGAAGCUGGGAAAGUAGCUAUUAAAGAGUCUCAUUUACAGAGCACUAACCUAACACACCUGAGAGCCAUUGUGGAAUCAGCAGAAAACCUGGAAGAAGUUGUUAGUGUUCUUCAUGUCUUUGGUUAUACAGAUACCUUAGGAGAAAAGCAAACCCUUGUGGUAGAUGUAGUUGCAAAUGGUGGUCAUACUUGGGUGAAAGCCAUUGGCCGGAAGGCUGAAGCUCUUCAUAACAUCUGGCUGGGCAGGGGCCAAUAUGGUGACAAAAGCAUCAUUGAGCAGGCUGAAGACUUCCUCCAGGCCAGUCACCAGCAGCCAGUGCAGUAUAGCAACCCUCACAUCAUCUUUGCAUUUUACAACAGUGUCUCCAGCCCCAUGGCAGAGAAGCUGAAAGAAAUGGGCAUAUCUGUGAGAGGAGACAUAGUAGCAGUCAACGCUCUAUUAGAUCACCCUGAAGAGCUUCAACCAAGUGAGAGUGAAUCAGAUGAUGAGGGCCCUGAACUUUUGCAGGUGACCAGAGUCGACCGAGAAAAUAUACUAGCAAGUGUUGCGUUUCCAACAGAAAUUAAGGUCGAUGUGUGCAAAAGAGUAAAUCUGGACAUUACUACUUUAAUCACAUAUGUAUCUGCCCUCAGCUAUGGAGGCUGCCACUUUGUUUUCAAAGAGAAAGUGCUCACAGAACAAGCAGAGCAAGAGAGGAAAGAGCAGGUUCUACCUCAGCUGGAGGCCUUUAUGAAGGACAAGGAGUUGUUUGCUUGUGAAUCUGCUGUCAAGGACUUUCAGUCUAUUUUAGAUACCUUAGGAGGACCUGGGGAGAGAGAGAGGGCCACUAUGUUAAUUAAGCGAAUUAAUGUGGUACCAGACCAGCCUUCUGAGCGUGCCUUGAGACUAGUGGCCAGUUCAAAAAUUAAUAGCCGCUCAUUAACAAUUUUUGGGACAGGAGACACCCUAAAAGCCAUCACAAUGACUGCUAAUAGUGGUUUUGUCAGAGCUGCAAACAACCAGGGUGUUAAAUUUAGUGUGUUUAUCCAUCAGCCCAGAGCACUUACUGAGAGUAAAGAGGCUCUAGCCACCCCCUUACCAAAAGACUACACAACUGACAGUGAACACUAAAGAUACCCUUUAAAUAUUGUUGUGGAAGUAAGUUAUUUAUACCAAAGGCUGGGUCUUCCCAUCUAAACUGGUGGGAAAAAAGGUCUAUAGUAAAAGUAAAACUGAGAAGUCUUAAAGCAGUAGAGUUUCUUUGUCUCUCAUCUAAAGUAUAUAACCUCCCAAAGUAGAAAAAGCACAAGAGAGAAGCUUAUCUAUCAAACUGUCUGCAUUAGUGCAGUUAAGAACCAAAAUACGUCUAUAUAAAGCUUUCAGCUGUAUUGUAAUACUUUGAUUCGAUAGGGCUACAACUCCCCUACUGCUAACCACGUUUCAUGGAAUAUGGCUACAUUGCAUCUUGCAUUAAAUAUCUGGAGAAAAUUCAA